GUCCUUUUGUCACCGGAUUGAACGGAUUCAUAUAUUAUUCGUCGAUAUAUUCGUCGUUAGAUUCAUACGUGCAAAAGUUGUUACAACUUUUUGAGAUUAUGCCGAUAAAAAUGCACCGACAAUUUUCGAAGCUACCAUAGACCAAUAUGAAAUUUAAUGAAAGCAACUUCAACGCAACAUCACUGACCAUCCUCUGUAAUGACGUCACUGGAAAUAACAACAUUUCUCUCUCUCUGGCAAAAUCAUACCACACCGAACAAUUAGUCUGUCGAUACAAAAGAAAAUCAAUUCUAUCUGUAUGAGGCUGGCGAGCAAUACGGUGACCGGAAUAAAUCGCCACAGUAAACAACUGCAACAGAAACAACCGCUUAGAAAAAGUGUAGUAGGCUAGAAAUAUUUGGCGCGGGAAAAACAUCAUGUGCCUCACAUUUCUAUUAUAAAUUUAUUCUCUUGUUCUCGUUUUUCGAAAUUUAUUCUGAGGACAAUGUAAUGGGGACGAAGUCCCCAUUUGGCGAGGAUAAGGAAUCGAGGCGGCCCAUGCCGCCAAGAUGACGCAAUCCGAGUCCACCGCCGACCCGCCGUCGGAAGCGGCGGUGUCUCGCACGCAAACCUGGGAUCCACUGAUUGCCCGGUUAGUUUGAAACAUAGGAUACGAUCCUUUAGCAAUGUCCGACCGAGCUCUAGCGAGCGUCGGACGGUAUACGUCUGCCCGGGGCGUUACGUUUGCCUGGGGCGAUACGUUUGCCCGGUUAAUUCUUGUUUUGAAAUACAAUACCGCGCCACAAUAUUUAUAGCCUACUACACAUUUUAUAAGCGGUGGUUUCUGUUGCAGUCGUUUUCUGUGGCGAUUUAUUCCGGGAACCGAGCAAUACGGAGUUAGUAACUGCGUGUGAAAGACUUUGAAAAGUGUAAACGUGAACAAAGAACCGUUCAAUUUAGAAGCCAAAAUUCAACUGCACGCGUAGUCGAAAAGUGCAGUAUCGUCCUUAAGGAAACCAAAACCUGAUCAGGAAAAGUGAGACCAUUGCCAUCCCUCGUGCAAACGAAAUAAUAUUCCUAUCCAUCAGUGUAGAUUACGGGUAUUCUACCGCGUUGAAUCUGCACAUCUCCACGAGCAGAACGCGGAAAAAGGAAAGGCCCUCGAAAGAGGGCCUUUAUUUACAGGCUCGCUCUUGCUUAAGGCUAAGACGGCAGAAUCGCCAUUCCAUUCUUCCAAUCUCUCGUGCUAGCCAAUUGCUUCGAAUCAGCUCUCCCAGUCUCGGUGUUCGCUUGAGAUCGCCUGCCGUAGCAUUGUGGAACGAGACGACAAGCGUAUCGGUGCGAGUUGUGACACGGCUGAUUUGAGGGUGCGACAAGCUUCGGGAAACACACAGUGGUGCAACAGAAGUCGGUGCGACGUGCUACGGCUGCAACGCUGUGACGAUGAGCAGACGUGGUGCAACAAAGGCCAACGACCUGACGGAAACGUCGACGGAGCGGCUGCAGAAGGUUGAUGCAGUUGUAGCAGUAUCAUGGGGCCCCCAACGAUUCGCGCAGCGUGAAGAGAUUAUUGUAUGUAUGUUUGUAGGAAGGACAAGCUUUUGAGAUAGCAAUUAUAGAACCAUGAAAGAGUGACAAGUUUUCCGUUACAUUUUAGUUUAUAUUGAGUAUUGGACACUAUUACUUUUCGUGGCGUAUUGAGCUAGUCGGCCAAACCAGAAACUUGAGUUCGCACUAAAGGACCACUUUCUCUCAUGUGGUGUCAGUACUUGAUAUAAUGAUAUCAAAUGUUACAUUGGCGCCCAACAGAAAAACCCGCAUUCGCGUGUAUGAUUUAGCGCUACCAAGUGAGUGAUCAAUGAUUAUUUGAGAUAACCAGUCGAUAUUGAAAGGAAUCCAUUAUGGAUUUGAAGCACCUCACGCCAGAGGAAUUGGACUUUGAACUGAUGGUGAGAACAGUGAAAGGAUUGAGAGGACAGGAUCAUAAGGGAAAGAUGUCAAGGUUAUUUGAAUUGCUGAGCAAAGAAGAUACUGAAGGAACACCUGCACCUACAUCAUCAACACACGUUUUGCCAGAUGUUGACAGCAUAUAUCAAUGCCAAGCGAAGUUGCCUCCAAUUCUACAGGCUGUGGAAUCCGCUCUACGACAAAAGGAUGAGCUCCAAGCGAAAAUAUGUAGAUCCAGACUGAUGCACUAUAAAUUCAGGCUAUCCAUCAUAUCGGACCCAAUGAUAACUUCCAGCGCUAUGAAGACGCUGACCAAGAUUGACAGCACUCUGGAUAAACUCAAUGAGUUUCUAGCCAAUUUUGGUGAAGGUGAAAUUGCGGAAGAAAAAGAACUUAGAAAGAACCCCGACGAGAUACCGGGAGAUACGGACACGCAGCAGAGACUAAAGAUCACGCAGCUACAAUCAAGUUUGAAGGAAUCGUCUCAUCAUCAACAGCUGCUAGAGCAGGAGUCCCAACAACAACUAUAUCAGCAAGAAAUGCAGCAGCAGAAAGUACAGCCGAUGUCGGAAGAAGCGUAUGAACAGCGGCAGUAUCAACAAAUACAGGAACCACAAGCCGCAGCACAUUUACAUCAGCAACAGCUGCACAAUGAACAACAGUUCAAACUACAACAACAAAGACACGAACAACAACUGCAACAAGCACUGCAUCAGAUGCAGCAACAACAUCAGCGUUUAGAACAACAACUACAUCAAGAACAAGUUAGACGGCAGGGAAUCGAGCAACAGCUGCAGGACCAAUUAAACCAACGUAUUCCUGUAGCGGGGCUCCGAAGCAACAAUGCAAUCUGGGACCCACAUCAACAAAAUCAUCCUAGUUUCCUACAACAGGUCCCAGAAAUGGACAAUAUUCCACCUCAUUUGCGGGAUGACUUCCUACGGUUCCUAACAUCUCGAAAUAGGCCUAGUACACCGAGAACAUCAAUUCAACACUCAAUUGCAAACAGGUUCACACAACCAGUGCACAAAUGGCCAUUCGAAUACGCUGGUCAAUCGAACAUCAUCCAGUUGGGAGAGUUCCUGAAUCAAGUUAAUACCUAUGCAGAUACGGAAGGGAUGGAUGAGCAAACUCUGCUACGAUCCAUCAAGCAUUUGCUCAAGGGACGAGCGCUCCAGUGGUACACUCGAUCGUACCUCACUCUUACAACUUGGGAAAUAUUCAAGACGGAGAUCAAGCAAGAAUUCUUAUCCCCUAAUUAUUCCGAAAUCGUAAAGCAAGACCUAUACCUGCGCUUCCAAGGGCCAAACGAGUCAUUCACCAGCUUUUACCGUGACUUAGUAGCUGCUUUCGAGAUUGUUGAACCUGCGAUUUCGGAAUCUGAAAAACUGUUUAUUAUUAAGUCCCACUUGAACUCCGACUUCUCACCAAUUGCUGCGGCUUCAAGGGCGUGCAAAGUUCGCGAUUUGGUCGCUGUUUGCAAGGACUUCGAAGUUUCCAGAUCCUACUCAUCUCGAGGUCGUACUUCUACCACAUUUCGCACCGUGUGGACCAAACAUGAGUCCUCGGGUUUCCAUCGUCCCACAACCGGCAGGAUGGACACGGCAAAUCGGCCGAUGUUCAACAGACAGCCAUACAACACAGCUCAGGUCCACGCGAUGGAGUUGAACCAAGACAUCGAUGAAGAGUUGGACUCAGCAGACAUCCAGGAACGAGAAGCUUUCCAGCAGGACAUGGCGUUCAGGAACGAAGCGGCAGCUAAUACCGCCCAAGAGGUUAACGCUGUCCGAGGACUAAAUAACUGGAGAGAAGAAUCGUCAUCCAAUUCGAGAGAUCAUCUCGUCAGGGAAAGCAACAUAAAUAGAAAUAUGGCCCAAGAAAAUAACAUCAACAGAAAUCUCAUCCCGGUCAUACUAUGUUGGCAAUGUGACAACCCUGGUCAUACCUACCUAAAUUGUCCACACCCAAAACGUUUUCUGUUUUGCUACAGUUGUGGGAAAAAAGGCUGUACGACGCGCAAUUGCGAAACUUGUAUGCUGCGAUGGAGGCAACUGGAUUCUCGGAACAACUCCAAAAACUUGGGAAACCGGAACAGGGAGAACCCGCAGUAAGGGACGUGGAAUCUUCCAACAAACCCAAUAUCCCUUCAUUAAACGACAUCUCGACCUAUUGUAAAGUCAACUCCAUAAUAAUCGAUCCUGACAACAAAGACAACCGACCGUAUGCAGAUAUUUGCAUUCUUGGAAGGCGAU
Molecule: messenger RNA, 4178 nt
Organism: Toxorhynchites rutilus septentrionalis
Lineage: Eukaryota; Metazoa; Arthropoda; Insecta; Diptera; Culicidae
Exons: 3
Coding region: 1881-4037 (718 amino acids)
Molecular function (GO): nucleic acid binding; zinc ion binding
Source: RefSeq, a predicted model, not a curated record